This is a messenger RNA of Oldenlandia corymbosa var. corymbosa, 1375 nucleotides long. The record is from the annotation of a GenBank genome assembly. Lineage: Eukaryota; Viridiplantae; Streptophyta; Magnoliopsida; Gentianales; Rubiaceae.
CUUCCGACGUCAGUUCAGUACACAACAAGCUAUCCACCUUCCAUCCCAUUCCACCCCCACUUGGACUAUUUCUUCUUUCAAAAUUAUCCAUCCACGUGGAUAAAUCCAUGACGUCAAUGAUCCCCACACGCGAGAUGAAUCCCAGCCGUCCAAAAGAGCGGGAUAAAUUAUUUCAUUAAUCGAAGAGACCCACCCAAUAGUAAUCCGAAACGUCAUCAAAAGCUGAGCCGUCUCAGAGAAGUCUUUUCAGUUUUUCAAUAUUGUUCCCUUUCUUCUUCUUCUUCUGAGCAAUCGAAAUCCAACAAUGACGCCCAGGAAGAGAACAACAAUGGAGCCCUCAACCCGGGUCACCCGGAGUUCGACCCGUACAGUAAAACCCACCAUCCCACCACCAAAAUCACCUCUUAAGAAGAAAGCCAAAAAAUCCACGGACAUUUCUAAAGAAAAAAAAGUCAACUUCAGUUCCUCUGUUUUGGAUGGGUCGAAGAAGAAAACCAUCAUCGUGGAGUAUUGCAAGCAGUGCAACGCGUUCAAGACGAGGGCUUUGUUUGUGAAGGAUGGGCUGGAGAAAGGGAUGGAUGGGGCGGUGAAUGUGGUUCUGAAUCCGGAGAAGCCCAGAAGGGGUUGUUUUGAGAUUAGGGAAGAUGGAGAAAAUGGGGAGAAGUUUAUCACUCUUUUGGAUAUGAAAAGACCCUUUAAGCCCAUGAAGGAUCUUGUCAUGGAUGAGGUUGUUUCCGACAUCCUUGACAAGAUUAAGGGAUGAUUUUGGGGGUUGGAUUUAAUUAGGAGGAAAUAGUCAGAUUUUUAAUCGCUGUUUUAUGCUGGAAAGAUUCAGUCUUUGGCAGGCUUCUUUGGUACUACUUUGGGGGCUAAUUUUGACUUGCAAGAAUGUCUUUCAAUGUCCUCAUUUUGCAAUUGAAGUUAGCAACGAUGGAAUUUGUCUAACAUUGUUUUUCUCUUUUGUGUUUUAAUUGUCAUGUUAGGCCCUCAUUGUUGUUAUCUGCGGGAUGAUUGAAAUGGAAAUUGAAAAUUGAAAUUUAUAUUGAUUCUGGGUUAACAUUUAAGAUUUGAAGAACUACAUUGCUUUGAUGAUUGUAAAUCUUCCUUCAGUCAGGUUACCACCACUAUGGAUUCUCAUAAUUUUUAAGGGAUUUUCAAUUUUGGGUUAGGUCUUUCCGGAUGGAAGCUGAAGCUUUUAAACUUUAAAGCCUACCAAAAAAUGCCAUUGGAAGAAGUUCAUAAGCUGGAAGCAAAGCCCAAGCCGUCCUGGUCCUCUUGGUGGUGGAGUUACUUGUAAGAGCUGAAUCCAAAGUAGUGUACAAGACAAUUCUAAUCCUUUUCUUAUUACAGAAAUGAGAGGAAUCUAUAACUCAAG